This is a messenger RNA of Quercus robur (English oak), 474 nucleotides long. RefSeq lists its product as uncharacterized. Lineage: Eukaryota; Viridiplantae; Streptophyta; Magnoliopsida; Fagales; Fagaceae. The record is from RefSeq and is a predicted model, not a curated record. The transcript has a single exon. Bases 1 to 474 code for a protein of 157 amino acids.
AUGAGCAUUAAGCAACGAGAGGACGAGACGUUAAGGUCAUACAAAGCCCGCUUUAACAAGGAGGCAUUCUCAAUCGAUGAAACUGACAACAAGAUACUUGUAGCCGCAUUUACGAAUGGGCUAUGGAAGGGCAAGUUUCUGUUUUCCUUAUACAAAAACGACCGAAAGAUAGCUAGGAUAGGAGAUAGAAGGGAAGAUAAAUGCUCUAAGCCUCCCACUGGCAAGUUCGCAAGCUUCACCCUACUGAACACCCCGACUGAUCAAGUCUUGAUGCAGAUCAAGGUUGAAGGAGCCCUGACAUUUCUUGGCAAGCUAAAGGGAGACCCUAGAAAGAGGUCCAGAGACAAGUACUGUCGUUUCCACCGUGACCACGGUCAUUACACAUCUGACUGCUAUGAUUUAAAGCAACAGAUAGAAGCCCUUAUCAGGCAAGGGAAGUUACAGAGGUUCAUCGGUAAGGAAAUGAUGGACUAG